This is a messenger RNA of Emericellopsis atlantica, 1020 nucleotides long. RefSeq names its product kinase-like domain-containing protein. The record is from RefSeq and is a predicted model, not a curated record. The transcript is spliced from 3 exons. Gene Ontology annotation, biological process: protein phosphorylation. Lineage: Eukaryota; Fungi; Ascomycota; Sordariomycetes; Hypocreales; Bionectriaceae. Gene Ontology annotation, molecular function: protein kinase activity. Bases 1 to 1020 code for a protein of 339 amino acids.
AUGGCCUCACAGGCAAUCCCAAACAUUGACCCAAAACAUAUCUUUGCUGCUGUAUCCGAGCUCGGAAUCGUCGGAAAUUGCCCAUUCUUGGACGGAGAAUACCACGGAGGUGAGUGUCGCGUCUUCAAACUCAGCUUCAAAGACGAGGCAAGCGUGGCCGUCCGUGUGCCGCACCCAAAUGAUGACAGCAGCCACGACAACACGAUAGCCACAGUUCAAAUCGAGGUCCGUAUCCUCGAAGAACUCAAGGCAAAGGGCUUCCCCUGGGCUCCGAGAUGCCUCGGGGCUAGCUUGACUUUCGACAACCCCGUCAACCACCCCUUCGUCGUGUUGACUUGGGCCGAGGGACUUCCCUUAAGUUGGGACGAAAAUUACCCGCCCCGGCCACUUCGAGAUUCUUUACUUGGCCAAUUAGCCUCAAUACAGCUAUCCUUAAUACAGUGCACACUCCAAAAUGGUUCUACUACUGCAAUGGCUUUCUUCGGACGACGUAUAGGCAACAGGCUAAGGCAUGUUCGAGAGGGAAGCAUUCCUAGACUUACCGAGAAGGACUGUCUCGACCAGCAAGCUCUGCUUGAUCAGGUACUCGAUGGAGAUCGGAAUAGCACCGUCUUCGCCAUAGAUCACGGCGAUAUCAAGCCGGGAAACAUUAUCGUCGACGGGAAUUACAACAUCAGAUGUGUCAUCGACUGGGGCUUUGCGGCGUUAGUUCCAAUUGCCAGAGCUGCUGGACUUCCUCGCUUUCUAUGGCCCGCCCAUUCGGCUAGAUUUGCUCCGAGCCGAACGAUCCUGAAAGACAGACAGGCUUACACUCGCUCUCUUUCUUCCUAUACUUCACCGGCGGCCUUGUUCAUGCUGCGUUGGCAAACCGCUGAAGACGUGGACUUUCGAACCCUCUAUUUAGAGUCUAUCUCCAGCAAAGGAAUGCACAUUUCUAUGGCGCGCAUCGAUUGGAAGGUUGAUUGUGUAUUUCUCGGGCAUGAUGAAGAACAAGGUCUCGCGGAUGCUCAAGAAACUUGA